Messenger RNA from Brassica rapa (field mustard), 2367 nucleotides. Its product is annotated as probable polygalacturonase At3g15720. Gene Ontology annotation, molecular function: polygalacturonase activity. Gene Ontology annotation, biological process: carbohydrate metabolic process. The record is from RefSeq and is a predicted model, not a curated record. NCBI's taxonomy places the organism in Eukaryota, Viridiplantae, Streptophyta, Magnoliopsida, Brassicales, Brassicaceae.
UAGUAAUCUAGUUAUCUUAAAAUUUGUAUAUAAUCUUUUGCUGUGUGCAGUCAAAAAAAAAAAAAAAAAAACUUUUGUUGUGCUAGCCUCUUAAAUGAUAUCAGAUUAUACUGUGAACGUGGCAUGUAUCUUGACAUUUUGACAUUUUGACAAGUAAUCAAAAAUAUCAUAAGACUAUCGAGUCUCAAGUUAACAUAUAAAUAUACACAUAUAUUAUCAACAUAAUACACUGUAUUUCCAAGUUACAAAAUUUUCCAAAUGUUUGUUAACUUUAGUAAAAAAAAAUAUAUUGUAUUAACCUACACCACGCAAAAGACAUUAAAAACAUUGUUAUAUAAUCUUAUCUUCAAGACAAUAUUCAAAUGGUGAUACAAUACCUUUUCUUUCCCAUUGAUUUCCUUUUAUCAUUUUCUCAUUUUAUUUAAACAUAUACAUACAAUUGUCCCAUAUUUUCUUUUACUAUGAAGUGUUUGAAAACAUUAUUCUCAAUGAUUAUACUUGUAUCGUGUCAUCUGGAAUACGGAGAUGGCCGGAGGAUUCUAAGGAUCAAAGAUUUCAUAACUGAUACUAACCAUAAAAACGUUGACUAUUCACAAGUAUUUCAAAAAGCAUGGAAAGGGUUAUGCGAAGGUGAAGGUGAAGGAACUGGCGGGUCAUCGCUAGUGAUAAAUGAGAAUGAAAAAUACACUAUACAACCACAACUGUUUGAAGGUCCAUGCGUAUCUUCUUACAUUCAUAUUCAGAUCGAUGGGAAAAUAGAAGCGCCGAAGAGACCAAAACAGUGGGGAAACAAACGAACUGAGAGUUGGUUAAUGUUCAAGAACGUGGAGAGUCUCUUCAUCAACGGCUCAGGUGUCCUUGACCCCCAUGGAGAAAAUUGGUGGCGAUCUGUUCGUCACUCUAAACGACCCAGAACACUUAGCUUUAAGCAAUGCACCGACAUAAUAUAUAAUGGGCUAACUCAAUACAAUAGUCCAAAGAAUCACAUUUCAGUCUAUGGUUGCACCAAUGCAACUUUAUCAAAUCUUACUUUGCUAGCACCCGAGAAGAGUCCAAACACUGACGGCAUUGGUAUUUCUCUUUCACACAAUAUUCGUAUCUUAGACUCGUCUAUCCAAACUGGUGAUGAUUGUAUUGCAAUUACUGGUGGGCGUGGUGGUUCUUCCGACAUCAACAUUACUCGUGUGGCAUGUGGUCCAGGUCAUGGUAUCAGCAUUGGAAGUUUGGGGAAAGGUGAUAUAGAUGACACUGUUGAGAACGUGAUCGUAAGAAGCUGCAGCUUUUGGGGAACUCAAAAUGGGGCAAGAAUCAAGACUUGGCAUGGAGGAAAAGGGUUAGCCAAGAAUAUAUUAUUUGAAAAUAUUACGGUAACAAAUACUAAAUACCCCAUAAUCAUCGAUCAACAUUACUCUAAUGGUGGCACUGGUCAUGUCAAGGGGAAUGCGGUGAAAGUAAGCGACGUAACAUUCAGAUAUAUUGAAGGGACUUCAGCAAGUAAAAUUGCAAUAAAGCUAGACUGCGAUGAAAAUCAAGGGUGUCAUAACAUCGUGAUGGAACAUAUCAAACUCACAUCUGCAAAGCCGGGGAAGAAACUCUCUGCAUAUUGUAAAUUUGCAGAUGUGAAAGCUUCAUUCGUUAACAUCCAUAUAAACUGUGGUUUAUAUCCUUAACUUUUGCCGUUGUUUCCUCCUCUUCCAAAAAUUAUUUAGGAACAUAUACAAAGGAUAUUUUUUAACUAAAAGCAAUUAGUUAAUUAUUUGGAUAGAAUCUACUAAUAAUAGCAAUCUCAAUUAAUUAUAUACAAAUUUAUAUUUUUCAUCUAAGAAAAUAUAGAUAUCAAAAAAGUAUUUUAUUACUUCAAAAGUAUAUUUUAUGUCAUUUAAAAAUAUUUUUUAAAUGUAAUAUUACUAUUUUCAUUUUUCAAUUCGUUUUUUUAAGUUUGUAAAAGAUUUCCUUUUUUAUUAUAUGUAAAUGUUUUUUGGAAAAUUUUAAAAAGGAAACUAUAUAUAAAAAUAAAUAAUAGUAUUUUAAAUGUAAUAUUUUAAAUUCAUUAAGAGUAUCAGUGUAAUCAAUCAUCGUGAGAGUUAACGUGAAAACGACACAUAAGAAACUGACUUCUCAAAUAAUAUUAUAGAGAUAGCAUGUUCAAAGUAUUGUAUAGUCACACAAUUAAUUUUUGGAGUUAUUAUGUACAGUAUAUGCAAUCCAAUUCCUCUUUUAAAUCUAUUUUUCCAAUAAAUUAUUCUUAACAAAAUAAUAAAAGGAAAUGUUUUUGUUUAUUUACUUUUUUAUUUGUGAAAAAAAAAGACAAUGACCAUAUAUAUAUAUAUAUAAAGGAUAUAUGGUCAUCACCUAUGUUUACACAGA